UCCCGGGAUUCCUGUUCCAUGGAGUCCAAAAAUCCAAAGAUUCCUGAUCCCAUGGAGUCCAUAAAUCCAAAGAUUCCUGUUCCCAUGGAGUCCAAAAAGCCAAAGAUUCCUGAUCCCAUGGAGUCCAUAGAUCCAAAGAUUUCUGUUCCCAUGGAGUCCAAAAAUCCAAAGAUUCCUGUUCCCAUGGAGUCCAAAAAGCCAAAGAUUCCUGAUCCCAUGGAGUCCAUAGAUCCAAAGAUUUCUGUUCCCAUGGAGUCCAAAAAUCCAAAGAUUCCUGUUCCCAUGGAGUCCAAAAAGCCAAAGAUUCCUGAUCCCAUGGAGUCCAUAGAUCCAAAGAUUUCUGUUCCCAUGGAGUCCAAAAAUCCAAAGAUUCCUGUUCCCAUGGAGUCCAAAAAGCCAAAGAUUCCUGAUCCCAUGGAGUCCAUAGAUCCAAAGAUUUCUGUUCCCAUGGAGUCCAAAAAUCCAAAGAUUCCUGUUCCCAUGGAGUCCAAAAAGCCAAAGAUUCCUGAUCCCAUGGAGUCCAUAGAUCCAAAGAUUUCUGUUCCCAUGGAGUCCAAAAAUCCAAAGAUUCCUGUUCCCAUGGAGUCCAAAAAGCCAAAGAUUCCUGAUCCCAUGGAGUCCAUAGAUCCAAAGAUUUCUGUUCCCAUGGAGUCCAAAAAUCCAAAGAUUCCUGUUCCCAUGGAGUCCAAAAAGCCAAAGAUUCCUGAUCCCAUGGAGUCCAUAGAUCCAAAGAUUUCUGUUCCCAUGGAGUCCAAAAAUCCAAAGAUUCCUGUUCCCAUGGAGUCCAAAAAGCCAAAGAUUCCUGAUCCCAUGGAGUCCAUAGAUCCAAAGAUUUCUGUUCCCAUGGAGUCCAAAAAUCCAAAGAUUCCUGUUCCCAUGGAGUCCAUAAAUCCAAAGAUUUCUGAUCCCAUGGAGUCCAAAAAUCCAGAGAUUCUUGUUCCCAUGGAGUCCAUAAAUCUAGUGCCAGAUUCCUGGCACUAGACCUGCCCAAGGACUAGAAUUUCCAAACUACGAGAAAACUGAAAUAUCUCUAUUGACCUCAUUCCAAUUAGAAUUAACCAAAGCUCAGAAUUUUCCAAGAAACCAGAUCUAAAAAACAUAU
Ficedula albicollis (Collared flycatcher) is the source of this 1102-nucleotide messenger RNA. RefSeq names its product microtubule-associated protein 6-like. Lineage: Eukaryota; Metazoa; Chordata; Aves; Passeriformes; Muscicapidae. Bases 19 to 981 code for a protein of 320 amino acids. The record is from RefSeq and is a predicted model, not a curated record. The transcript is spliced from 2 exons.